Molecule: messenger RNA, 1002 nt
Organism: Parathielavia appendiculata
Lineage: Eukaryota; Fungi; Ascomycota; Sordariomycetes; Sordariales; Chaetomiaceae
Product: putative 26S proteasome-associated ubiquitin protein
Exons: 3
Coding region: 1-1002 (333 amino acids)
Biological process (GO): ubiquitin-dependent protein catabolic process; protein deubiquitination
Cellular component (GO): cytoplasm
Molecular function (GO): cysteine-type deubiquitinase activity
Source: RefSeq, a predicted model, not a curated record
AUGAGUGGCGGGUGGAACACCAUUGAAUCCGAUGCGGGCGUCUUCACCUACCUGCUCGACAACCUCGGCGUGAAAGACGUCCAAUUCGAGGAGCUCCUGUCGCUCGACCCAGAUGCCCUCGCCCAGCUUCACCCCGUGUACGGUGUCAUCUUCCUCUUCAAGUUCCCCACCGACACCCCUUACCGCGCGGGCGACAAGCCUCUCGAUGGCACAUUCGACCAAGAUGCCGCCGAACGCCUCUUCUUCGCCGCGCAAACCAUCCAAAACGCCUGUGGCACGCAGGCCCUGCUAAGCGUCCUCCUCAACAAGAUCCCCGACUCCUCCUCCUCCUUUGCCUCGCCAGACGAAAACACCAUUGACAUUGGGCCCGCGCUAACCGAGUUCCGCGAGUUCACCAUGGCCUUGCCGCCCGAGUACCGCGGCGAGGCGCUCUCCAACAGCGAGCUGAUCCGCGACGUGCACAACAGUUUUGCCAAGUCGUCGCCCUUCAUCGACGAGACGCAACGGCAGCCCGACGAGGGGGACGACGCGUUCCACUUCAUCGCCUACAGCGCCAUCGACGGCACGCUGUACGAGCUUGACGGCCUGCAGCCGGCGCCCAUCAGCCACGGCGCCUGCAGCCGCGACGAGUUCCCCGCCAAGGUCAUGGACGUGCUGCAGCGGCGCAUCGCGCGGUACGACGCGGCCGAGAUCCGGUUCAACCUGCUGGCCAUGGUGCGCGACCUACGGGUGCGGGCCCGCGAACUCGGCGACUUUGAGCUACUGGCCCGCGAGGAGCAGAAGCGGCGCGACUGGCAGUUUGAGAACGCGCUGAGGAGGCACAACUUCGUGGGCUUUGCGGGCGAGGUGCUCAAGGGCGUCGUCGCGGCCAAGCUGAAGGAGGGGGACGGGGCGUAUGAGAAGUGGAUCGACCAAGGGAAGCAGAAGAUGCUCAAAAGGAGAGAGGAGCGCAAGAAGGGCGCCGGUGGCGGUGGAGGAGAGGAUGUUGACAUGGCAGGGUAG